AAGUUAAUGUUGUGACUGUGUUAUCCAUAUUCCGCUUUCCCAAAAAUAGGAAUAUUGCCUCCCCACGCCACAUUAAUGGUUCCCACAUUUCACUUUCCUCGAUUUGUUCAUUUCUACUUCCUGACUGGAACGAUUUGACGUCUGAGCUCGUCAGCUCCAAGUGACAUAUUUCCGACUACCCAUAAGCCUUGAACGCAGCAUCCACGUAUCGUCACACCGGAACCGGAAAUGCGAGAUGUUUUGUUCAUAAACUAUCGCUCCUUCUCGACGAGGUGUUUGUAGCAUUAGCUGCUUUGUGAGUAGUUUCGGACUUAUUUCAUUCGAGUUUUUUGUCAACGAUACAAAAGUUAAUUGUGUGACUAUGUCGCGGGUAUAAGUACGUUCUUUUAAAAAGAUAGAAUAAAGAUAAUUCUUACGAUAUGAAUCCAACUAACCCGUUUGGAAAUCCACAAGGUGGAGGUUUGCAAGAAUCGAACACCGGAAAUGCUGCUUUGUUCCAGGCAUUUGGACAGCAAACUCCAAGUAGUGUGCCUCAAAAUGUGAAUAUUUUUCAACCAUCAGCAUUCGGCCUACCGUCCGCCUCGAAACAAGCAUCAAGCCACGGUACUAGCAUUUUUGGUCAGAGCUCUUCCUUUGGGCAACAAUCAACACAAUCAUCAUCACUUCCGGGUAGUACCCAAGUAUUUAAUCAGCCUUCUGUGGGUGCCAGCAAGCUGGGAUUUGGGGGCGGUACAGGCUUUGGAUCAGUCAGUGGAACAAACCAAAGUUUUGGACAGCCGUCUGUUUUUGGUCAGGGGUCAGGUUUUGGACAGAAAGGCACAGGAUUUGGAGCACAAGGUUUUGGAAGUACCAAUCAGUCCUCAGGUUCCGCAACUUUCUUAGGACAAACUCAACCGUUGGGUUUUGGACAAUCGGUAUUUGGCCAACAAUCCACUACCAGUACCGCCAGUAGUGUCUUUGGUACGACUCAGACCCAAAACAGCAGAUUCGGAUCUGAAUUCAGUUUUAAGCCUGCCAACGAAGCGCUUUUCAAACCAAUAUUCAGUGUUAGUCCCGAGCCAACGAACCCUCAAACUACUUCCCUGCCGAAUUCGUCUUUCGGCAACACCGCAGAGAAGACAAGCAGCACCAUUCCGGGCUUCUCCGGAGCAAAGUCCGGAUCCCUGGGAUUCAGUUUCUCAGAGCCUGCUGCGGCUCCGUCGCUUCCGGCGCAAAACAAUCCAGCGUCAACAUCCGGUUAUACCGCCGUUUCCAGCGCGCUGCAGUUCACGUUCUCCCAACCGGCUGCCCCUUCGAGUUCCGGCACCAACGCACCCGUCACUCAACCUCAAACCGUGUCAACUUUCAGCUUCUCAUCCAAAGCACUUCGACCGCAGAUGGUGCAACUUCUCGGAGGAACGAGUAUUCUUCACCCGUCAGCGUUUGGUGACAUUAAAUCGAAAACAGACUCGACUUCCGGUCAUAAAGUGUCCCAGGACGGUGAAGCAAAUGUAUUUGCAGCGUUUCGAAAAGGUAUGAAACGUAGAGAUGAGUCCACAACAACGGAGAUGUCCGAUACCGCAGCAGAAACUGUCGCGGAUGACGAUAAAACCGCAGAAAUUUCUUCACCGAGACAACCUCCGAAGAGACCGCUGAUGAGGUCUCGUGGGCCGGCGGCGGGGUUAUUCAGCAGAGCGUUGAGUGGACUGCGAAAAGACGUAACCAACGUAGCGAGACAGGGGGCGAAGGAGACGCCGCAAAAGAAAUCGCAGACGCAGGAAGAAACGAGCGAUCAUCCGCAAAUAUACGACGAACACGUGACGGCGUCCACGUCCGGGACGCAAACCACAACCCCGGGGGUGUUGGAAAACAUUGACGAGUCAGAGUCACCGAAACCCUCAGAAGUGACGACUGAAACGACGACGCCUUUAAGAUCUGUUGAGCGAAGCGAGAGCGUGGACAGCCUCAGUGGGACGUCUCCCACUAACUGCACUGCCAUCCAGUGCAGGAACGUUCCUCGGGCCCUCAACAAGAGGAACAUCAUAGAGAAGCAUUUUUCCCGCUUCGGAAAAGUCUGCAAGGUGUUUUGUCGGCUUGCCAAGAACUUGGCUAUCGUGCACUUUGACAGUCAUGCGUCUGCAGCAAAGGCAAAGAAAAGAGGAAAACUCCUGCAUCGGCAUGAGCUCCUCCUCUUGUGGCAGCGAAAGAAAUCAAGUCCAGGGGACAAAGACAGCAGACCCGCAUUAGCAAAAGAAGACCUUGAGAUUGCAAAGGAGGACACGGGUUUCAAGUCCGCUUCCUCUCCCCUCAGAAGACCAGUGCUGAGGCCUCCUGCAGCUAGCAGCACCUUCACUCUUAACUCAACUGCGAAGAAGCCGCUCAUGGUCAGGUCUCUCCAGUUUGAUUCCGAACCUCUGAAAGAGAACAUCACGGAAACGCAGAGCACCGAGUUCCCCGUCCCAUCCUCUAUCCUACCCCUCAUUGGCCUCGUGGCCGAGACAUCCGAGGACAAGUACCGCCUGCUGGAGCAGAGGGACAAGAUUUUGCGUCAAGAUCGAACCAAAAGUCCGGACAUGGAUCUCUCUAAGGUGUUUGUGGGAACGUGUCCUGACAUGUGUCCCGAGAAGGAGCGAUACAUGCGGGAAACGAGGAACCAGCUGAGCAUAUAUGAAGUCCAUCCAAACACAGAAAUGGUGGAUCACGAAGCAGCCAUCAAAGAGUACAGUCGUUCAUCGGCGGACCAGGAGGAGCCCCUUCCCCAUGAACUACGCCCCCUGUCGGUGCUCAGCAUGACCAUGGACUAUCUGGUCACCAAUGUCAUGGACCAGGGUCAUGACAGCUUGCGGGACUGGUAUGAUUUUGUCUGGAACAGGACCCGUGGCAUCCGGAAGGACAUCACGCAGCAGCGUCUGUGCUGCCCACAUACGGUCUCCCUCAUCGAGAAGUGUACUCGCUUCCAUCUCCAUUGCGCUCACCACCUCUGCGAAGAACCCAUGUCGGUCUUCGACUCCAAGAUCAACAACGAGAACCUGACAAAGUGCCUGCAGAGCCUGAAAGAAAUGUACGAGGACCUGAAAGACCGUCAUAUCUACUGCCCCGGCGAGGCGGAGUUCCGCCAGUACAGCGUCCUGCUGAAGCUCAACGACGGCGAUAUCCUGCGUCAGGUCCAACAAUUCCGUGAUGAAGUCCGCAACUCUUCAGAGGUGCAUUUUGCGGUGCAGGCGUUCGCCGCACUCAACAGCAACAACUUUGUGCGUUUCUUCAAGCUGGUGAAGAAAGGGUCCUACCUGGCCAGUUGCCUGCUCCACAGAUAUUUCAAUCAGGUCAGAGCAAAAGCAUUAAAGAUCCUGAACAUCGCCCACACCGUGGGUCCGCGCUCGACUGCUUUUCCAGUGGAAGAUGUUGUUCGGAUGUUAAUGUUCCGUAGUGCCGCAGAAGCGACCGACUUUAUCCAGCAGUACAGCCUCAACGUCAGCGAUGGUUUGGUUGAUCUGAAUCGGAUAGCCUAUCAGGAGCCGGAAUUGCUGUCCCAGAAGAAGUCUGAGAUCAUUCUGGCUAAAAAAACAACCCUGAUCGGAGAGGUUGUGAAUGGGGGCGUCCUCCCCAAGCCUCCUCAGCACGUACCCGUCUGUAGCUUUGACUCCCAGAACAAGUUCAGAGGAGAGGUCCCGAUGGCUGAGCCUGUGCUGGAUCCGUUUAAAGCCAUUGCUACCAGAGUGGAGGUAAAGACCCCGCCCAGUGUUGAACUGCAGACCCAGCCCUCGCCGCCCAGACCUGCAGAUGCUUUGGGUCCGCAAGAGGCUGUCCCGGAUAAGACGGAAGAUUCCUUCCGCAGUUUGUCUCCCCUUGCAGAUGCCCAGCAGCUCUUCCAGCCUCUUUCACCACCGCAAGUGAAAGCACCAUCACCUCCGCCAAAACCCCAGCCAGUCUUCAACGACGAGGAUAUUAUAGCCGAAGUGGAGUCUUUGAUUGAGGAAAUAAUCGUGACCGCUACCAGGGAGGUCGCCGCGGACGGCGCCGGUUAUGUCACAACAGCUCUAAGUGAGAGCAGCGUCCAGUCGGAGUCGCUGCUGACCGAAGUUCUCGUAGGGAUGCUGCAGGAGUUGUCGUCUUCCGAGCUCCGUCUGGAACAGGAGCGAGUGGCCGAAGAGAAACGCAAGAUUGAGGAAGCGAGGCGAGCACAGCAUGAGAAAGCACAGCACGUGGCUAAAUGUUCCCAAGAGGUCUGCGCUGGUUUAAUUGAGGAGACUUUAAAAGAAGACAUGGCCCUGCUGGUCCAAGAGAUCCUGGCGGCUGAGCUCCAGCGUGCUCGCAAGUACAUCAAAAGAUGGCGUGACGUGGUGGCAGUACGUCGGCAACUAAAGAGACAAAUGAGAGGCUUUCCAGCGGCCCCUUGUUUCGUUGAUCCUCGCUUCAAGCUAAAGGCGCUAGUUCCCAGCGCUCCGGCACAGCAGUCCAUAGAAGAUCUUGCGUGUGGGAUGGUUAACCUCGGAAACGGAGGGAAGCUGUCCCUAUCCAGCACCAGGGUUUUAAAAAGCAGACAGUUAGCAGUCCACCAUAUUAGAGUCCAGCGCUUCUACCAGCAGCUUCUUGAAGAGUUGGUGUGGGCGCCGCUUGACCUGCCAACGCUGGUGACGGAAAAUCUCCCCAACGCGCCCGAUAGAAUCUUCUGGAAAGCCGUUGUCCUUCUCCCAAGUGACGAUGAGGAUGUAGCCAACCCGGCAAACAGGAUCCUGUCAGACUGGCUGCAAGUGAAGCUUGGUGGGGGUCAGGGGUCAAAGGUCGUGGAGGAACAACAGGACGGUACACUGCAGACCCUCUUCCUAUCCGACACCUUCAAGGAGCACAUGCAGCGCAACCAUAAAGUUCACGUCAGCGUCAAGGUGUCGAGAGGUCCCCUGAGUGAAGACGGCUUGACUGAAAUGGAGGAGUGCUUGGAGCUGCAAGGGACGGCGGCGCUCGUCAUGUUGCUUCCCACAACAAGCGCCUCGGAGCCCCCCCAGCGGGACGUCACCAUGCUGUCGGCUUUGCUUCAGCUCAAGCAGCUGCAGCAAGCCAGCGCCUGGCACUGUCCGCUGCCUCUGGUUAUUCUGGUGCCUGGCACUUGCAACGCUGAGACGCUUGAAGAAGAACUGAUGCUGCCUACCCUUGUGAAGGAUGGCUUCAUAUCCCAAUACACAUUGCUGUUCAUACCCGAAACCACCAAUGACGCGCAGGGAUCCAAACAGCUAAACUGUGCUAUACGUUGGCUGCUGUCCCGUGCACCGCCAUCCGUCCCGCUCACCUGCCAGACCCUGAUGCAUCUCGUAGAGGUCACCUUGACUCAGGAGUUCAGUCGCAGGGUUUCCGCCCUCUGCCAGGAGUGGGCCGCCGCCGGGCUCCCUCCCCAGGAUCCGUCUCCCGUCGUCGAGCUGUACAACGCCGUCAUCCGCCACAUUGCGGACAAAGUCUCGUCCCAGGAGCUCGCCGGCAUCUCGUGGCCUCCCGGAGAGUUCUGCCACCCCGACACCAGAGAGUUUCUUCCUCAUGUGGGCUGGAACUGCGGUCCACACCUGGCCUGGUUACGCCGGACCAUCCUCAGCCUGCAGCUGCCGCAGUGGAGGCCGUUUUCUCCCACAGACACGUGGUCAGAGCUGUGCUCGGGCAUCCGCGCCUACGCCGCCGACAUCCCGGCGACGCACGGCAACCAGCCGCUCAUCAUGUCCCGUCUGGAAAACCUACUGGAGCGUGUCAGGCAAAAAGGGCACCACAGAAGAAGAAGCGCUUCCAAGCAGAGCUUCAUCACCUGGGAUGACGACCACGACGACGCCGCCAUGUGCCCUGCGUACAAUCAGAUCCCUUGGGUCGACGUGCUGUUCAUCUGUAUUGACCACAAGCUGAAAGACUGGCAGAUCCCCGGACCCCCCGUCUGUGAAGACGCUCUGACGGACGAUGGGGAGAUUCUGGUUUACUAUCUCAGCGAGUCGCUAAAGGGCUUCCAGCCACCUGAAGACUGGAUGAAGGCCGUCAGGCUGACUCCCCGGGACAAACAUCAUGACAAAAGGACAAGUCCAGCUGCCUGUGCCACGCCCGGCAGCUUCCCGUUCAGACAGAGAUUGCUCACCAGUCUGGUGGAGCCACUGGAGUCCCAGACAGCACCACUGGUUGCCUCUCAUACGCCCACUAGAGUAGAAGCCCUGACCCAUAAAGUGCUGCAGACGUUAGAGCAGGAGAAAGCCGAAAGCGAAAGGAGUACACAGCAGCUUCAACAAUGGCUAAACGGCGAUUCCUUAGACGACUGGUCCACACCUCUUCUCCUUCCAUCCUCCAUCUUGCUCUCCGUGCCAACACUUCUAAAGCAAACACACCCAGCUAAGCAUCAAGACGCCAUUUUCACAAAGGAAGCUUCUGUGCCAGCGGAGAAGGACGAGUGGGCAAAGAGAAACGCUUCGUCAUCCCUGACGGAGCAGCUCAAGCGUCUUCAGCAGCAGAUUGUAGCGAGCCAAGAAGAAGAGUUGGCCUGCAAACUGAAACUGAGCGCUAUGAUGAGCAUCGUUGAAGACUGAACGAGUGACUUCAUUUAUUUUUAUGACUUGUCUUAAGAGUUUUAUAGUUUUUGAAAAAGCAAUAAAAUAAUGGAAGAAACCUA
Molecule: messenger RNA, 6607 nt
Organism: Doryrhamphus excisus (bluestripe pipefish)
Lineage: Eukaryota; Metazoa; Chordata; Actinopteri; Syngnathiformes; Syngnathidae
Gene: mcm3ap
Product: minichromosome maintenance complex component 3 associated protein
Biological process (GO): mRNA export from nucleus
Cellular component (GO): transcription export complex 2; nucleus; cytoplasm
Molecular function (GO): RNA binding
Source: RefSeq, a predicted model, not a curated record